GACAGGGGAGUGGCCGUUCGAGGGUGACGUCAUCGCACCACUCGGUCUGGCUGGCCGACGAAAAAUAAUAAAUGGGCGAUUGCGGCUGUCGCUGAGGAGGAAAGAAUUGAAAUUCGGACGCCAGUGACGUUUGUGUCUCGUCCCGUGGGACAGGAGCGCCUGCUGGACGAGUCGGUGGCCGUGGUGCCGUGCCAGCUGGAGCGGAAUUUCCGAGAACAAACAGACUGGAACAAUAACUGCAGUGAAAAUGGAGGCCAUCUUGCAGUUGACGUGAUCGGUCCGUCGCUGAGUUUUGUCCCGUUGCGAUCACCUCGCGUUGCGUACGCGGUUUUGUAGUGCAGACAGCGUCCCGAUAGCCAGCGCCACCAUGUCCGGGGAGCGCGAGGUGCCGGCUGAGGACAGCAUCAAGGUGGUGUGCCGCUUCCGGCCGCUCAACGACUCCGAGGAGAAGGCGGGUUCCAAGUUCAUCGUCAAGUUUCCGUCCGGCACCGAGGAGAACUGCAUUUCCAUAGGCGGAAAAGUUUAUUUGUUUGACAAGGUGUUCAAACCGAACGCGACUCAGGAGAAGGUGUACAAUGAGGCGGCCAAGACGAUCGUGUCGGACGUGCUGUGCGGCUACAACGGCACCAUCUUCGCCUAUGGACAGACGUCGUCCGGCAAAACGCACACGAUGGAAGGCGUGCUCGGCGACACUCACAAGCAGGGAAUCAUCCCUCGCAUCGUCAAUGACAUCUUCAACCACAUUUAUGCCAUGGAGGAGAACCUCGAGUUCCACAUCAAGGUCUCCUACUUUGAGAUCUACAUGGACAAAAUUAGAGACCUGCUCGAUGUGUCCAAGGUGAACCUGAGCGUGCAUGAGGACAAAAACAGGGUGCCCUUUGUGAAGGGAGCAACGGAACGGUUCGUCUCGAGCCCUGAGGAGGUCUUCGAGACGAUCGAGGAGGGCAAGGCCAACCGCCACAUUGCAGUUACCAACAUGAACGAGCACAGUUCGCGUAGCCACAGCGUCUUCCUGAUCAACGUCAAGCAGGAGAACCUGGAAAAUCAGAAGAAGCUGUCCGGCAAGCUCUACCUGGUCGAUUUGGCUGGUAGUGAGAAGGUGAGCAAGACUGGUGCUGAAGGAACGGUUCUGGACGAGGCCAAGAAUAUAAACAAGUCGCUCUCCGCGCUGGGAAAUGUGAUUUCCGCACUCGCUGACGGCAAUAAAACGCAUAUUCCUUACCGUGACUCGAAGCUGACGCGUAUUUUGCAAGAGUCGCUUGGUGGCAACGCGCGAACAACAAUUAUCAUCUGUUGCUCACCGGCGUCCUUCAACGAGUCGGAGACCAAGUCGACGCUGGACUUUGGCAAGCGCGCCAAGACCAUCAAGAACGUGGUCUGCGUCAACGAGGAGCUGACUGCCGAGGAAUGGAAGCGCCGCUACGAGAAGGAAAAGGAAAAGUCUGCCAGGCUCAAGGGCAAGCUGGAGAAGCUCGAGGAGGAGCUUAGCAGGUGGCGGAACGGUGAGACGGUCAGGGUGGAGGAGCAGGUGAACCUGCGCGAGGAAGUGGGCGCGACGACGCCGGUGGCGGCGAUGACCGAGUCGGAAAUCGUUCUGGAGAAGAACAAAGCGAGCGGACCGCUGCCUGCGAUCCCUGGCGGCGUGAUGGUGGGCUCGAUCUCAAACGAGGAGCGGCUGAAGCUGGAGAGCGAGCGCGAGCGGCUGUACCUGCAGCUGGACGAGAAGGACGAAGAGAUCAACCAGCACACGCAGAUGAUCGAGAAGCUCAAGGACCAGAUCAUGGAGCAGGAGGAGCUGAUCGCAUCCACGCGCAAAGACUACGAGCUGGUGCAGCACGAGAUGAACCGCAUCCAGCAGGAGAACGAGAGUGCCAAGGAGGAGGUCAAGGAGGUGCUGCAGGCGCUCGAGGAGCUCGCCGUCAACUACGACCAGAAAUCGCUGGAGGUUGAGACCAAGAACAAAGAGUACGAGACGCUCAAUGAGGAACUCAUCCAGAAGCAGUCGCAGCUGAACAACGCUUCAACCGAGCUGCAGCAGCUGAAGGACAUGUCGACCCACCAGCGCAGGCGAAUCACCGAGAUGCUGACCAACCUGCUCAAGGACCUUGGCGAGAUUGGCACCUCUAUCGGCGGCGAUGGCGGAGACAUCAAGGUUUGGGAUUUCACCUCAAACCGAUUGCUUUUUUCGGCUGACACGAACGGCAAGAUCGAGGAAGAGUUUACGGUGGCGCGUCUAUACAUCUCGAAGAUGAAGUCUGAAAUCAAGAACCUGGUGCAGCGUUGCUCAAACCUGGAGACGAGCCAGACAGACAGCAACAAGAAGGUGGGCGAGUACGAGCGCGACCUUGGCGAGUGCCGGCUGCUCAUCUCGCAGCACGAGGCGCGCAUGAAGUCUCUUCAGGAGUCGAUGCGCGAGGCCGAGAACAAGAAGCGCCAGCUCGAGGAGGACAUUGACGCUCUGCGUGAGGAGUGCGCCAAGCUCAAGGCCGCUGAACAGGUGCACCAGGUGAGCAGCAAGGAGAAGGCGGAGGAGAAGGCGCAAGCGACGCAGCUGCGGGAGGCGCUGGAACAGCAGAUGGACCAGCUGCGCGACGCGCAUCACAUGCAGGUAGCGAAGCUGCGCGACGAGAUUGGCGAGAAGCAGGAAGCGAUCAACGAGCUGAAGGACUCGAACCAGAAGCUGAGCCUGGCGCAGCAGCAGCUGCAGCAGGACCUGGAGCGGCUGCGGCGCGACGAGCACGACAAGAGCCAGCGGCUGCAGGAGCUGGUGCUGACCAACGAGCGGCGCGAACAGGCGCGCAAGGACCUCAAGGGGCUCGAAGACACGGUGGCCAAAGAGCUGCAGACGCUGCACAACCUUCGCAAGCUGUUCGUGCAGGACCUGCAGGCCCGCAUCAAGAAGUCGGCCAACUCGGAGGACAACGAGGACGACGGCGGCUCGCUGGCGCAGAAGCAGAAGAUCAGCUUCCUCGAAAACAACCUCGACCAGCUGACCAAGGUGCACAAGCAGCUGGUGCGCGACAACGCCGACCUCCGCUGCGAGCUGCCCAAGCUCGAGAAGCGCCUCCGGGCCACCAUGGAGCGCGUCAAGGCCCUCGAGGUCGCCCUCAAGGAGGCUAAGGAGGGCGCCAUGAAGGACCGCAAGCGCUACCAGUACGAGGUCGACCGCAUCAAGGAGGCCGUCCGUCAGAAGAACCUCGCCCGACGAGGCCCCCAAGCACAAAUCGCAAAGCCGAUCCGGCCGGGGCAGCACCACACUGCGGCGCCGAGCGGCCCGGUUGCGAUCCGCGCUGGCCCCGUUGGCGCCGGCGGCACCGCCAUGAGCCGCAGCAGCAUCAUCGGCGGCGGCGGCGACGAGGAGCGCAAGAAGAAGGCCGGCACCAAGGGCGAGUGGUAAAAGAAACGCCUCCGCCGGCGACACAGACUGCGAGGGACGACGCCUACUUUUCGUUUCGACUAAUUUCGCCGCAGCAAAGUAAAAAGAAAAAAAGGAGAGAAAUGUCCCUCGGUUGAUUUAAUUGAAAGGAGCUUGUUCUUCUCGAUUCUCUCGCGACUAAGUUAUUCGAUUGUGUGUAGCCUGGUAAGGUGCACUGGUAGCGUGUAAUUUUCCCACUCUAGCGAGCACUUUUUGUUAUUGUUUCACAUUGAAAUCGUCUGGCGAUUCCUAAAUGAACCCCAGUGCUUUAAUCACUCACUUCCGGUGGCUAUUUUCUUGAUUUCCUAAGGGCCCCAUUGGCCCGUUUAGUCGUCAAGAUUGCUGACUCGUAGGCCCGUUAUUAUUAAAUUAUCAUUGUUUUGAAUAAAAAAAAUCACCUGCUUUCGGCUCUUUAUAUGGAAUUCUUGGCGUAGCUUCUCGCGACCAAAGAAAUGAGUGUGUUAGUCUCAAUGCCAGCGGCCGAGAUGCGGGUAACCGCGACCGUCAUGUGUAAACUCGUCAUCUGCCAAAUCUUCACUCGCCGCCGCACCAGCCCCGAUUUUAAAUCAACUAAAAAUGUGCUAAAAAAAUAAUGAAAUGGACUGGUGGGGCGCGCCUGGUUACCUCAGCUUCGCUUUCGUCACCUAAUUCAAUUAAAUUAAAGUAAAGUAAAGAAAUGAAAUGAAAGGAGCCUAAAUUUGCGUCUGAUUCUCGAUUGGGUCUCUUGUGAUAUGGUAUUUUAAAUGAACAAGAAGAAAGAGGGGUUUUGGGAGGGGAGCGGGCCACCCUGACUUGAUGCCAGAGGUCAAGCCGCACGAAAGGGUGCGCCUGUGCGAUCGCUCGAUGUCGUCGAAUGGUCAGUAGUUGAAUUAAAUUAAUUUAGAAACCCAAGGUGCAAUAAACCGAGCGAAAGACACUGGCUUUUAAGUUCUCUUUUCCUUUCUAGCAGCUAUUUUUGUUAACUUGAGGGAUUCUUGUUUUUGUGAUACACAUUCGAGCGCGUGCGUGUUUGUUUCGUGUCUUAAUUAAUUUAUUUAUUAAUCUCUCGAGACUAAGCAUGGUGGAGAAAGAAUAAUUAAAAUUACUCUUGUAGUGCGUAUGCGUAGUGCUCUUUUUGUUAUAAUUUUGCAACACACUUGGAUCGCGGCAGUGCAACUUUAUAUCUCGAUAAAUAACUGAAUAGACAAAGUAUAAUUACUACGCUCGCCUAUAUUUAUAAUUAAUUAAAUAAACCCGGAUGCAUUUGCAGAUCACAAACACACCACCACCUUAUUAUUAUUGUAGUUGUUAUGAUUUCCAGCCGAGAAAACCUUGUUUCGACAUCACCAAAACUCACGGGGAAAUUGAAUGGUUUUGAUGUUAAAUUGUAAAGAUGCCUUCUUUCAUGUGACAAUGAAUAAAUAUGCACACUAAAACAACAAA
Messenger RNA from Cloeon dipterum, 4837 nucleotides. It is a transcript of the gene Khc, whose product is annotated as kinesin heavy chain. Gene Ontology annotation, cellular component: microtubule. The transcript is spliced from 12 exons. The record is from RefSeq and is a predicted model, not a curated record. Gene Ontology annotation, biological process: microtubule-based movement; mitotic cell cycle. Gene Ontology annotation, molecular function: microtubule motor activity; ATP binding; microtubule binding. Lineage: Eukaryota; Metazoa; Arthropoda; Insecta; Ephemeroptera; Baetidae. Bases 368 to 3397 code for a protein of 1009 amino acids.